AUGCGCGCCGGCAGGAACUUCCCAAAGCGCAGUGUCAACUGCGGGAGGUGGCGGCAAAUGUGGGUGGUGCUUGCGGUAGUGCUUUUUGCAUGCAUCGCACCGUGUAUCGCAAUUACUGUUGCCGCAGAGGACGUUCUAAACCAUCCUGCAGAGUCAGGCCAGAAGAGUUGCGCCGAUGGGGUGAAGGCGUACCUGCUGCAGACCUCGACAAAGCGUGCGGAGGUCGAGGCGUGGGUGAGGAGGGCACGCGCCGAGCUGAAUGAGGCACGCAGCAUCUUGGAGGAGGAGAAAAGCGGCGAGCGGAGGCCAAGCGGUAAUACACAACGGCGUCUCAAAGCCGCAUGGGCUAAAUUUGAAUCAGCAUCGGAGGUGGCGCGGAAGUUCGACGAGACGGUGCUGAAUUCCCAUGGUAACCUGCCGCACGAAUGUAUUCGUGAGGUGAAUGCGCUGUCGGCUACGGAUCCCGAUGCCGGUAACUGGGCUGGACAGGCGAUGUAUCUUCUGGAAAAGACCGUACUGAACCUAAGACUUUACGGCGAGACGCUGCGUGGGGUGGUGCUGUUUAACGUGGGGGAAUAUAAUUCAGCCGCGGAAUUCUACAAGGAAGCUGCCCACUUUUUUAAUGUGAAGUCGCAAAAAGUCUAUGAGGAGAUUCAACGUCGAAAAAAAGAUCGAAAGUUUGAAGAAGAAAGCGCUGGACUGUGGGAGUUGGCAGAGUUUGCCCUGUUGUACACGCGGGCCAUGACCUUUGCGCUCGUGCCAUGGGCUAUUAUCCUUUCGGCUUGUAUCCUCCUCGUCCUCUUCGCCCCAUUCAUCCUCGCGGCGGUGCUGAUACCGCAGUUUGUCUGGCGCGUGUGGGUGCAGCUCUUCUUUUUGCACUACACCUACGGGUUAACCGUCGACGGGUUUUUUCUCUCCCUGCGGCAGUACGUGGACCUUGUCGUGCAGCGGGACUGGGCGGGGCUGCAGGAACGUUGCGUCACCGCAUUUUUUAUCUUGGUUUCCCGCGAUGACCAACCAGGGACGUUUUUUAACGGCAUCUUUGCCGCUGCGUUGGUGCUGAUCACAGUGGUGUUGAUGCUUAUUCUCAUCUACUACUGGGUGAGGCUGCCGUACGCGAUCAUUGCGUCGGAGCUUGAGCUCUGGCGAAGCAGGCAUGUAUUGAGGCAGCUGCAAAAAGAUAUGGCAGGGUCUGCGAACAUCAAAAGCAACAGCUCCGACUCCAGGGAAGCGUCAUCUGCGAAUGCGGGUGGGAAAAAGAAGGUUGACGCCCAUCCUACUGCAGCCGCACCCCGCAGUACAAAGGAGACGAAUAAACCCAAUAGAGAUGGUGGUAGCAGCAGCAGCAACGGCGGCAGCGGCGGUAACAGCAGCAAUCUGGAGAGACGCAGGAGGAAGAAGAAGGCGUAG
Trypanosoma rangeli is the source of this 1410-nucleotide messenger RNA. RefSeq lists its product as uncharacterized. The transcript has a single exon. The record is from RefSeq and is a predicted model, not a curated record. Lineage: Eukaryota; Euglenozoa; Kinetoplastea; Trypanosomatida; Trypanosomatidae. The coding region runs from base 1 to 1410 and encodes 469 amino acids.